Leptinotarsa decemlineata (Colorado potato beetle) is the source of this 1029-nucleotide messenger RNA. Its product is annotated as retinol-binding protein pinta. Gene Ontology annotation, molecular function: phosphatidylinositol bisphosphate binding. The record is from RefSeq and is a predicted model, not a curated record. Gene Ontology annotation, cellular component: membrane. Lineage: Eukaryota; Metazoa; Arthropoda; Insecta; Coleoptera; Chrysomelidae.
AAGAAAAUUAAAGGCCCGUAUAGAAACAAAGAAAUGGGUAGCAAAACAACGUAUUUCGAAGACGUACCACUUAUAUUGGAAAAAGGCCUGAAGUACAAUAACAAAACAGAAGAUGAAUUAAAACAAGAUAUUCAGAUCCUCCAAGAAUGGGUGGAGACUCAGCCACAUUUACCUGAAGUGCCAGACAAUAACAUGAUGACAUGCUUCUUGAUGAUGAACAAAUUCAGUAUCGAGAAUACCAAGCGAAGGAUUGAUAUGUAUUACAGUAUGAGAUCUUUGUUUCCUGACUUUUUUGAGAAUAAACAUCCAUUGGCCUCACAUAUGCUGAAACUAAUGGAUACUGUGUAUUUUUUACCAUUACCGAAAGCCACAGAAGAGGGAUAUCGAGUUAGUAUCUUCACAAUUCCUGUAGAAGAUCACUGCCUUUUUGAAAUAUCAGAUUUCUUUGGACAUACUUAUAAUAUAGCAGAUGUUAAGUUGCGAGAGGACUGUAUGUUAGGCGAUAUUUUGAUCUACGAUCUGAAGAAUAUCAAAAUGGCUCAGCUCACUACUGCUACACCUACCAUUAUGAAGAACUCAGCCACCAUUUUUCAGGAAGUUUUCAAUGCAAAUUUGAAACAAUUACACUUUGUCAACUGCCCGUCAUUUGCGGAACCUAUUAUAUCGUUAGGUAAAACACUGACGAAACCAAAAGUUGCUCAAAGGUUCCAUUUUCACAAAGAUAUACACUCCCUUCUGAAUUUCAUCCCAGCUCGAAUACUCCCAAGUGAUUUUGGUGGAGAAGAAUUGCCCUUGCAGAAAUUGAAUGAGCAAUGGAAAAAGAAAUUUGGGGAAUAUAAGGAUGUAUUCGAUGUAUUGGCAACAUUGCGAGUGGACGAAAAGCUGAGGCCUACUCCAUUAGUCAACGACGAAGUUCUAGGAUUUUACGGAAAUUUCAAAAAACUAGACGUUGAUUGAGUGUAUUUAAGCUGAACGCAUGUUGUUUUGUUGGAUCACAAAUCCAUCCUGUUGAAUACAUGCUUUUCCAUA